Molecule: messenger RNA, 897 nt
Organism: Radiomyces spectabilis
Lineage: Eukaryota; Fungi; Mucoromycota; Mucoromycetes; Mucorales; Radiomycetaceae
Product: putative deacetylase LmbE-like domain-containing protein
Exons: 5
Coding region: 39-782 (247 amino acids)
Biological process (GO): GPI anchor biosynthetic process
Cellular component (GO): endoplasmic reticulum
Molecular function (GO): N-acetylglucosaminylphosphatidylinositol deacetylase activity
Source: RefSeq, a predicted model, not a curated record
GCAUUCUUUCCUUUGUUAAAACCUUUUUUGAUUUAUUCAUGGUGAUUGUGCUACUUUGUGUAUUCUUGGUCGCGUCGGUGCUGGUUUACAGUUACCACAGUUUAGCCCACUUUCAACAAUCACCGGCAUUGCAAAGUCGAAGCACGCUCAUUGUCACCGCGCAUCCGGACGAUGAAUGCAUGUUUUUCGGUCCCACCAUUGCUGCGCUGCGAUCGCACUCGAAAACACGCAUUCAUCUGCUGUGCCUGUCGACUGGUAAUGCCGACGGGCUCGGAACGCAACGCAAGAAGGAACUCGUGAAAAGCUGCCAAGUAUUGGGCAUUCAACCCGCGCAAGUCAAAUCGUUAGACCAUCCAGACUUGCAAGACGGAAUGAAUCAGACAUGGUCGUCGAGUGUGGUUGCUGCUGCAGUGAAGAAUUACGUCGUCAAGAAUAAAAUCGAUACGGUGAUCACUUUUGAUGAUCAUGGUGUUUCCGGUCAUCCUAAUCAUAUUGCAGCUUAUAACGGCGCAAAACAAGCAGCUUCCGAAGGCUCUUUCAAACUCUACAAAUUGGUCUCGAUUCCUCUUGUACGCAAAUAUAUUGGUGUGGCCGAUUUGAUGCCUAUUACUGUCCAGCAAGUGUUGAACAAGCAUCAUCAUUUGUUAAUGUUGGCUCCUCCCGGUGCGUAUCUUAUAAGUCAUAAAGCCAUGCGGCAGCAUGCUAGUCAAUUAGUUUGGUUUCGCUGGUUAUAUGUGACAUUUUCACGAUACAUGUAUGUAAAUGAACUGGCCAUAGCUUAGUUAAAAAUCGUAUCAUCAAACAAAAAAAGAAAAAAAGGAAAAAAAAAGAAGCGCUUUGUUGACUAUAGAAAAAAAAAACCAGCGGCAAAAAAUAGCUAUUUUUUUAUUUAUUUUU